Messenger RNA from Austrofundulus limnaeus, 2261 nucleotides. RefSeq names its product Sp7 transcription factor (gene sp7). The record is from RefSeq and is a predicted model, not a curated record. Gene Ontology annotation, biological process: regulation of transcription by RNA polymerase II. The transcript is spliced from 2 exons. The coding region runs from base 74 to 1450 and encodes 458 amino acids. Gene Ontology annotation, molecular function: DNA-binding transcription factor activity, RNA polymerase II-specific; RNA polymerase II cis-regulatory region sequence-specific DNA binding. NCBI's taxonomy places the organism in Eukaryota, Metazoa, Chordata, Actinopteri, Cyprinodontiformes, Rivulidae.
AGUGUCCCAGGACUCCUAGCUGCUCCUCUCCUGCUCCCCUCCACUUCUUCUUUAAGGAUUUUGUUUCUCAGGGAUGGCCGCAUCUGUUCUGGAGGUAGGGAAUGUAAUUGAAGACGCUCGCUAUGGCUCCAGUCCUCUGGCUAUGCUAACCGCUACCUGUAACAAAUUUGGUAGCACCAGCCCCAUCAGGGAUUCAGCCACACCAGGUAAAACCGGCAGCUCACCGAUAAAGAAGCAAUACACCAUGACCUCUGACCUUCAGACAGCGAAGAACGGGCGGACUGCAGAUGGCAGUGGCCUGGCAGACUCCUACACUGGCUCUUUCACCACAGCCGGAGGUGGCGGUGGGCUGCUAACUCCCACUGGAAGCCCUCCUCCCUCUGCCGGAGGCUAYGCUUCAGAAUACAACCCUUUCUCCCACUCCUUCCAGACCUCAGCCUCCCAGGACCCGUCUCUUUUAGUGUCCAAGAGCCACGCUACAGCUGACUGUCUCACCAGUGUCUAUACCUCGCUGGAUAUGACACACCCUUACGGCUCCUGGUAUAAGGCUGGAAUCCACCCCGGUAUAACUGCUGCUCCUGCUAAUGCCACGUCCUCCUGGUGGGAYGUCCACUCCAACUCCAACUGGCUGUCAGCGUCUCAGCCCCAAGCCGACGGAGGUCUUCAGGCUUCUCUUCAGCCCGUAGCACCACAGGCAUCUCUCAGCCCACAGCUGCCGAGUUACAGCUCUGACUUUACACAACUCAACCCGGCUCCUUACCCCUCUGUGGGACUGGGCUCCUCCUCACAUCUCCUCCAGCCUACCCAACACAUGCUGCCCCAGGACAUGUACAAGCCCAAGCCUGUACCAAGCGCAGGGCUAAUUGAGAAUCCCAUGGGCCUAAAGCCUGCUAGGGGAUCAGGGGGCUACAGUGGAGGGGCUACGCCCAGCAGAUCUUCAUGUGACUGCCCCAACUGCCAAGAGCUGGAGAGGCUGGGAGCUUCAGCAGCAACCCUCAGGAAGAAACCGGUGCACAGCUGCCACAUUCCAGGCUGUGGGAAAGUCUACGGCAAGGCCUCCCACCUGAAGGCCCACCUUCGCUGGCACACGGGCGAGCGGCCCUUUGUCUGCAACUGGCUGUUCUGCGGGAAACGUUUCACCCGCUCAGACGAACUGGAGAGGCACGUGCGCACCCACACGCGGGAGAAGAAGUUCACCUGCCUUCUGUGCAACAAACGCUUCACGCGCAGCGACCACCUCUCGAAGCACCAAAAGACCCACGCCGACUCCGCCAUGCAGGGCAAAGCCGUGGGCGUGGAGGGAGACGCGGACCCUCGGAGCGACGAAACGGCGGAGCUCAACUCCGGCGCCAUCGCCGCCAAUCCCGUCGCCGACCAAAUCACCAACGGAGACGAGAAGAGUGGAGCUCCCAAUGGAGUGGAAAACAGCAGUGGAUUGUUGGAAAUCUGACUGCAAUAAGUUCUCUAAGCAAUACACCUUUGCCACGUUAUAGUUUUUUUUAAAGAGAAAAACAUACUUUUCACUUAAAACAGAAAAUAUAUAUAUUUGUUGUCAAAGAACACAGACAUGUUUGGAAAAGACUCGAUAUGUUGAAGUGAUUACGUUUCAGGUAGCAUUUCUUUAACCACACGCAAAGGAAAAAAAAAGUGCAAGCCUGCAAACUUACAAGCACAAUUGUGCGCAGACAAAUUCACACACACAGACCCACACAACCAACCACUCUAAUGUAUAUUAACAGAUGCAUACGUGGACACAUGUACAAAAAUAACUAUAGGCAAAUGUGUAAGCAUGCAUAAUGCAUUCAUGCGUUUCGAGGGUUAGCCACAAAAACAUGCCUGUUCAGACACACAUAAAAGUAAACUUUGUCAUGUGAACGUAGUCUGCACACAUUUUCUGCCUUUCAAAUGAGACAAACCACUGGGGGGGUUGGGGGUUGUAAUCUGCAAAAGCAGAAGGAAAAGAGCUCUGAGGCUGCAGAAGAAACUAGACUUAUGUUGGGAUGAUGGAACUCGUAGCUUUCUGCUCAGAGAGAAAUUWGAUUUACAGCCAUACUUUCAUACAUAUUAAUUAUUAUAAAUGGACAAUCUUACAGUUAUUUGUUCUGAACUGCAGGUGUUGUAUUACACUAUGCUGUUUGCUUCUUUCUGUGUCUAAUUUAAUUUUAUAUUUACACAAAUGCUCUAAUUUAAGACUUAAAUUAUGUACGUGAAAGAUUAUCUUGCAUCCUGCAGGAAAUAUUAUACCUAAAGUAAAAAAAAAA